AUGACACGCUCUUGCAGAUCAGCCGGCAGCGGCGUCGCCAUCGCUGAUCCUCUUGGCCUGCGCUACGUGCUGCUGCUUUUGCCGCUGCUGUUUACGAGGUCGCUGGCGGGCUUCGCAGCGUCAAAGAACUCUGCCAAGCUGGCCGCAGCCGGUGGCACGUUUGGCCCACCAGGUCUUGCAGAGCCAACAGAGGUGGAUCUGCUGGAUGACUCCGACCCUCCGAAGGACAUGCCCUCCAUCCUGCCAAGAGUGCAGGCUCCGGAACCCGAGCGAGAACCGGAGGAGGCCGGGCUGUUCUUGUCCGUCCUGACGGGCGAGAGAGCCUGGAUGGUGCUCUCCUUCGGGGUGGGCUACGGCCUGGUGCAGUACUUCCUCUCCAAGGGUGACACGGCAGAGUGCGUGGCCGCCAAGAAGGAGUGA
Messenger RNA from Symbiodinium natans, 420 nucleotides. The record is from the annotation of a GenBank genome assembly. NCBI's taxonomy places the organism in Eukaryota, Dinophyceae, Suessiales, Symbiodiniaceae.